Linum trigynum is the source of this 2688-nucleotide messenger RNA. The record is from the annotation of a GenBank genome assembly. NCBI's taxonomy places the organism in Eukaryota, Viridiplantae, Streptophyta, Magnoliopsida, Malpighiales, Linaceae.
AUGGUGGAUUUUGCCGGCGACGACGACGACUUCGGCGACCUAUAUGCAGAUGUUGAACUUCAAGCAGCUUCCGCCAUCAACUCCAGAACUAGCUCCGCCAAAUUCCACUUCCCGUUGGAGCAACAAUCCCUAAUCCAGCAAUAUGAUAAGGCCAAUAACAGCAAAGCUGACAAUGCGAGACCCAUUUCAGAAGGGGAAAACGUCUCCUCCUGUCCCAAUCCGUCGAAAUUGCAGAAUGAGUCGGUAACUGUUCCAUCCCAUUCUUUUAAAUCAAUGAGGAGGGAUUCAGAGGACAGCGAGUUUUUACAAGGCAAUGUGGCAAAAGUUAACAAAGUUUCUAAUGUUUAUGCUGCUGCCAACUCAGUUGUAUCCCAUGCUGGACAUGGUUUCCCACUUCCAGUGUAUAGGACGAUUUAUGAUGUAAAUACUGACACGUUUGGAGGGAAAAGAUGGGGGUAUCAGGGAGCUAAUAGGUCUUUUUUACCCAAUUAUGGUUUCAAUGAAGACAGUUGGAGACAAUACUGUAUGACUGUGCCAAAAGGCCGAGCAAUUGAGGUGGAAGAUAGUGGCGGUGAACGUUUUCCCACCAUGAAUCAGAAGUGCCCAGACAAUUGGGAUUCUGAUGUGGUUAUUGAGAUCAAGGUGCAGGAUUUUGAUGAGAAUUCAAAUGUCUUUAGCAAAAGGGAUUUAAGCGGGAAAAGUAGUGGAGAUAACGUGUCAAAAAGCUGCGUGAAGAGUGCUGAUGUUGUAGCGGAGGCCAGUCAUUCGGGUGCGGCCAGUGUAGAUCGUGUGUCUUUGGGUUCUCCAGAAGGAACUAGGUCAUCCCAGUCAUUGUUCGAAACGAGGGAAUCGUCCCAGCAUCCUGAUAACUGUGAAAGAGACCAUAUCCCUGAUUCUGAUGAGCAUCACCCUCGUAGAACUCGAGUGAAAACAGAAGAGCUUGCUGAAGCCAUUGAAAGUGAAAGAGAUUCAAAGGAUGGGUCGGUAAGGAGGUCGAGCAAGUCAGAUCAACAUCAGAGUGAUAGCGACUCAUUGAUCGAUGACAAAAGUCGCUUUAGCCUGACGUUAUCUUGCUCUGAAAGUGAUUCUGAACCUUCUGCAGAUAGUUGUCGUGGUGUAUCUAGGUGUUCAUCUUUGGGAACCGAGUUACAUGAUACAGUUUCAUCUGUCCACUGUAAAAGUAAUGACUCAGAACAAGCAGAUAGUGACCAAAGACGCAUGGCAGAUGACAGCCUCUUAAAUGGUAGACGGAGGUGUGAAAACAAAGGAGGCCAAAGUGUCAAAAGUGAGCAUGAUUUGGAUCUCCCCAAAAGGAACGAUUCCUCCUACUUUAGAUCCAGAGAAUAUUUUUCUGGAGAUGGUGGUCAAAGGUGGGGUGCUAGUUAUGUUGAAACUGAUCAUAGAAAACAUCCUCUGAAGAAGUGUCAUAAGAACCUUGAAGGUGAGGCCUAUACCUGGGACAGAGGAAAUCAAAGUGCUCGGCUCCGUGAUAGAAGGAUUAAUGAGAUGUUACAACUGAAACAUAGAUACAAUUCACUGGAUGAGGAAUAUGGAAGUCGCAGUCCAUUUUCAGGGAGAGGAAUCAAUGCUUGUGAAAGAGGGCUUGGACAUAGUGAAAAGGGUAGACUGAAUUUGGAUCAUCUAUGGCAUGAAGAAGAAGAAAUGGAUAGAGAGUAUUGGAAAGCCCAUCACCAGGACAAGAGUAAUUAUAAUCAGGACCCAAGCUUCAGGUCAGGAUCUUAUACAUCCAAUCAAAGUAGAUGGCAGAAUGGUAAUAUUUCUAGAAGAUAUAAUCAGUAUGGGUCAAGUGUGAUGAGUAAGUAUUCUAGGCCGAGGGAGGAACUUUAUGAUUCUGGUACUUAUGGUGGCUGCUUUGGCAGUGAAGUCAAGUUUGACAGUGGUUUUGAUGAUCAACAUCAACUUGCAAAGACAAGAUAUGUUUGGAGAUCCAGAAUUCGCCAAGGAGAAGAAUCCAAGUCAAGUCACAGAGGUUUCCAAUCCUACCCUGAUAGAUUUUCUUGUUAUGGGGAAGCUCUUGGACAUGAAAAUAUAAGUGGGUAUGGGAUAUUAAGAGAAAGACAUUCAGAAAACUUAAUCAAAAGCAAUCUCAUGUACAAAUGUGAGCGUGAGAAGAUGGUUAUGACGUGCGUUAAUGGUCCAGUCGGCUUUGUUUCCCAGAGAGUGAAGCUAUCUGGGAAACAGCAUGCCACAGGGAAGCUAAUGCCCAAGAUUAAGCCAAAGAAGAAAAAUCAGAAGUAUUUGAACGCACCUCUUUCUGGAAAGGCAAACCGAAGGGAACAGAAGCCACAAACUGAAGGCAAUGAUGGUCGGGUUGCAACUACGUUUCAAGGGAAGGGGCAGAAGAACGAAUCAGAUAUCGAAGAGGGCGAGAUUGUAGCUGGAGAACCCAAUACAAAGAAGGUAAAAGCACCUCAAUGUGAGAAGGCUGAUUCUUCUAAUACCGUGACAAACAAGGCAGUGUAUGAUGAACAAUGGAUACUGGAGAGGUUGGCUAAGAUGGAGAAACGAAGGGAGCGUUUCAAGGUGCCUGUUGUUGUUCCAGAGAAGGUAAGUACUACUGAUCUUAAUCCACCUUCUUGCUCUCAACCUCAAGCUGACUCGUCGGUUAGUACAGGCGAGACUAAGCUCGAACGACCAGCCAGGAAGAGGCGCUGGGCUGGGAUUUAA